This is a messenger RNA of Clupea harengus (Atlantic herring), 3462 nucleotides long. RefSeq names its product synapsin IIb (gene syn2b). Lineage: Eukaryota; Metazoa; Chordata; Actinopteri; Clupeiformes; Clupeidae. Gene Ontology annotation, biological process: neurotransmitter secretion. Gene Ontology annotation, molecular function: ATP binding. Gene Ontology annotation, cellular component: synaptic vesicle; synaptic vesicle membrane. The record is from RefSeq and is a predicted model, not a curated record.
GAGAGAGAGAAAGAGGAGGACAGGCAGAGCCAGCGAGAGAGAGAAAGAAAGAGGGAACAUCUCCUGCAGGCAGUCAGGCUGUUGGAUCGUAGAGGCAGACGGAACUAGCUGGAAGAGAGAGUGUGUCCGUGUCUCACGCGCAUGCUUCCACACGCACACUCGUGCGCGCUCACACACACACACAAGCUCACACUCUAAAGCAGGCAGGCAGGCAGCAAGCAGCAGGUCACCUGGAGACUCGGGGGAGAAACAGUGGGCUAGAGCUGCCCUUUCCAGCGCUGCGUGGACCAGACCCAGAGCAUCUCUCCGACGUCCCCCUCCGCCGGUGACCCUCCCCCUUGAGAACCUGUGAGGAGAACAGAUCCCUGAGCAGGGCUCCAACCUCCAACCGCCGCCAUGAACUUCCUGCGCAGACGCCUCUCUGACAGCAGCUUCAUCGCCAACCUCCCCAAUGGCUACAUGACGGACCUCCAGCGACCCGACCCUCCUACUCCUCCACCCCCCACUGCCCCAGCGGCCGCUGCCCCUGCCCCAGCUACUGCUGCCCCAGCUACUGUCGCUCCUGCCCAGGUGCUGGCCCCGGCUCCUGCCAGGUCCCCUGCCAGGUCGCCCUUGGCUUCGCCGGCUCCGGAGCGGCGGCAGUCCAGUGGCGCGGGCUUCUUCAGCUCCAUCACCAACGUGGUGAAGCAGACGGCCGCGUCCGCCGGGCUGGUCGAGCCGCCGCCGUCUCCUCCAGGCGUCAGGAAGUUCAAGGUCCUCCUGGUCAUCGACGAGCCGGAGCACGAGUGGACAAAAGUCUUCCGAGGAAAGAAGGUUGAAGGAGAAUAUGACAUCAAAGUCGAGCAGGCUGAUUUUUCUGAGAUCAACCUUGUGGCUCAUGCUAACGGAACCUGCAAUGUGGACAUGCAGGUCAUAAGGCACGGCAUUAAAGUGGUGCGGUCCUUCAAGCCUGAUUUCGUUCUCAUCCGACAGCAUGCCUACAGCAUGGCAAAGAAUGAGGAUUUCCGCAACAUGAUUAUUGGGCUGCAGUAUGCCGGAGUCCCCAGUGUCAAUUCUCUGGAGUCCAUUUAUAACCUUUGUGACAAGCCAUGGGCGUUUGCUCAACUCAUCAGCACUUGCAAGAAGCUUGGCCCUGAUAAAUUUCCACUCAUUGAGCAGACGUACUAUCCAAACCAUAAGGACAUGAUAUCCAUGCCCACAUUCCCAGUGGUGGUCAAAAUUGGCCAUGCCCAUUCCGGUAUGGGUAAGGUGAAAGUGGACAAUCACAGUGACUUCCAGGACAUUGCUAGUGUGGUGGCCAUAACCCAGACAUAUACUACCACGGAGCCUUUCAUCGAUGCCAAAUAUGACAUCAGGGUCCAGAAGAUAGGCGGCGACUACAAAUCUUACAUGAGGACCUCCAUUUCAGGAAACUGGAAAUCGAACACAGGUUCUGCCAUGUUGGAACAAGUGGCCAUGACAGAGAAGUAUAAGCUGUGGGUAGACACCUGCUCUGCCAUCUUUGGAGGUCUGGAUAUCUGUGCAGUGAAAGCCAUACAUGGGAAAGAUGGGAAGGACUACAUCACUGAGGUGGUUGGAUCUUCUAUGCCUCUGAUUGGAGAGCACCAAGGUGAAGACCGGCAACUCAUUGCUGAAGUGGUUUUGGCCAAAAUGAACCAGGCAGGGAGCCGCCCGCCCCCACGCCCUCCCACAAGGCCCAUUAUCACCCCUGCCCAGCCCCCAGAGGGAGCCCCAGCAAAGGACGUCCUGACAGAAGCCACCAAGAUCCCUGGGCAGCGACCACCACCACAAGGGGGUCCAGCGCAGGCCCAAGAGUCUCAAACUCCGAGUAAGGAGUCUCCGUCAGAGCCAGCACCCCGCGGGCCCUCCCCAGAGCCCGUGCCCAAGCCUGCUCCAGCCCCCAUGACCCAGCAACCAAAGCCCCAGCAGCCCAAGCUCCAGCCACAAGGGGCGUCCGCACCCUCACCUGCUCCAGGCAAGCCCACAGAGCUACCCCCGAAACCUCAGUCCCCAAAGCCUCUGCCCCCUAAGCCAGUGCCUCCUGUUAGGAGAAACUCCAAACCUCUGCUCCAGCCAAAGCCCCAGACCCCACCUCCAGCCAAAGCCUUCCCAAAGCCUCCCCAACCUGAGGCCCAAAGCCAGGUGGUGGCAGCAGCAGCAGAUUCUGCCCCUGCGCAGGUACAGUCCCCAGCUAAACCCCGGCCCCCGCCUCCGACCAUACCAAAAGAUCAGCCAAUGACUGAAGCCCCCGCUCCCGCCCCUCCUGCCCCUCCUGCCCCUGCGGCUGCCCCUGCAACUGCCCCUGCGGCUGCCCCUGCCGAUGCCCCAGCAGAUGCCCCAGUGGAUGCCCCAGCGGAUGCCCCCGCAGAUGCCCCAGGACCCUCUGCUGCCUCUGCCCAAAGCCAGGAUCAGCCUCCUGUUGAGGAGCAGCCUGGAGCAGAGCAGAAGUCAACCCAUCCGCUGCUAAACAAAUCCCAAUCCCUGACCAAUGCCUUCAAUGCCUUCGGUGACACUUUCCGCUCCGGCAACGAGGAUGAAGCCAAGGCAGAAACCAUUCGAAACCUGAGAAAGUCUUUUGUCAGCCUGUUCUCAGACUAGUGCUUAUUUUAUGAGUUAGCCAACAAAAAAAAUGAAGCUUAACUGACCUAUUUGUGUCCUGGUCCGAGAUUAAGUCUAUGUAAAUGUACACAUUCUAUCUCCCUUCCUACCUGGCUUAUAUGUGUGAGAAGGCCAUGAAUGUGAAAUAUGGAGAGUGUUUGUACAGUAUCAGUUUGAGGUCAACAAAAUUGUUUGUGUUUGUGUUUAUAAGUCAUAUUAGUCUGAACAUGGCUGUCUGUAUAAGGAGGGGAAAGUUGAUGUACUAUUGCAUGGUUAAGAAACAUGGAUGUCAUCAGUAAGAGAAAAAGGGAAGGGUGGUCGUGUUGAGUUAUACUUUGUCCGUUGAUGUUGUAGCCUUAUCGUGACAGUGUGUUUUCCCAAAGACAUGUAGCUGUGACCUGUUUUCCUUCCUUUACCCACCCCUGCCUUUGCAUAUAUCUAUAGAUCAAUCUCUCAUAGAAUUCAGUAUAGAAACAUUAGUUCAAUAAUACCUCUUUGAAACAAGUGUCUUUUAAAAUCAAGCAAUUUUUCCCCAGUUCCAAGGUUCCUACGGUACUCAGUGCUGCAGAGCUGCUGUGCUUCUGCCCCAGAUCUUGACACUUCAUGUCUUGUCCCCCCUGGCUUUGGAUCCAGUUGCUUUUAUCCAUCAGUGCCAUGUAAGAGGUAGUGUGUCCUUGCGUAUCGUAUCGUAUUGUGUACGUGAGGUAUCUCAGGAGUUUCUCUUUAUUUUUGUAAAUUCAUUUAUCUCUACCUCCAUACUGUUCACGUUGUGUUCUGUUUGUACACAAUAUCUGCUUUUGCAUGACUCAGUGGAAGAUUCAUUAUUUUCUGUACAGGUGUCAAUAAAGAUGUGGUUCACCAUUC